Messenger RNA from Melozone crissalis (California towhee), 5680 nucleotides. It is a transcript of the gene ATP2A3, whose product is annotated as ATPase sarcoplasmic/endoplasmic reticulum Ca2+ transporting 3. The record is from RefSeq and is a predicted model, not a curated record. The transcript has 21 exons. Lineage: Eukaryota; Metazoa; Chordata; Aves; Passeriformes; Passerellidae. Gene Ontology annotation, cellular component: membrane. Bases 90 to 3089 code for a protein of 999 amino acids. Gene Ontology annotation, molecular function: P-type calcium transporter activity; ATP hydrolysis activity; ATP binding. Gene Ontology annotation, biological process: intracellular calcium ion homeostasis; calcium ion transmembrane transport.
CGGGCCGAGAGGUGCCGAGGGAGGCAUCGCCGUGCGAGCGGCGCCCCGUGUGCCUCCUGCGGCCCCGGCCAGCAGCCCCGGGCCGGGGCAUGGAGGCGGCGCACAGCAUCCCCGUGCUCGACGUGCUCCGCCGCUUCGGGGUCAGCGAGAGCUGCGGCCUCAGCCCCGAGCAGGUCCGCCGCAACCGGGAGAAGUACGGCCCCAAUGAGCUCCCUGCAGAAGAAGGGAAGUCCCUCUGGGAGUUGGUCCUGGAGCAGUUUGAAGAUCUUCUCGUCCGCAUCCUUUUGAUGGCAGCUUUUCUGUCCUUUAUCCUGGCCUGGUUUGAGGAAGGGGAGGAGACCACGACGGCGUUUGUGGAGCCCAUUGUCAUCAUCAUGAUCCUGAUUGCCAACGCUGUGGUGGGAGUGUGGCAGGAGAGGAAUGCAGAGAGUGCCAUCGAGGCGCUGAAGGAGUACGAGCCCGAGAUGGGGAAGGUGAUCCGCGCCGACCGCAGCGGCGUGCAGCGCAUCCGCGCCCGCGACAUCGUCCCCGGGGACAUCGUGGAGGUGGCAGUUGGGGACAAGGUGCCAGCAGACAUCAGGAUCAUCGAGAUCCGCUCCACCACCCUGCGGGUCGACCAGUCCAUCCUCACAGGGGAGUCGGUGUCGGUGAUCAAACACGCUGACCCCAUCCCUGAUCCCCGGGCUGUCAACCAGGACAAGAAGAACAUGCUGUUCUCUGGCACCAACAUUGCAGCUGGCAAGGCCGUGGGGAUCGUCAUUGCCACGGGGGUGUACACGGAGAUCGGGAAGAUCCGCAACCAGAUGGUGGAGACGGAGCCUGAGAAGACUCCCCUGCAGCAGAAGCUGGAUGAGUUCAGCCAGCAGCUCUCCAAAGUGAUUUUCCUGGUGUGCAUCGCCGUGUGGGUCAUCAACAUCAGCCACUUCAGCGACCCCGUGCACGGCGGCUCCUGGUUCCGCGGCGCCAUCUACUACUUCAAGAUUUCGGUGGCGCUGGCGGUGGCCGCCAUCCCCGAGGGCCUCCCCGCCGUCAUCACCACCUGCCUGGCGCUGGGGACGCGCAGGAUGGCCAGGAAGAACGCCAUUGUCAGGAGCCUGCCCUCCGUGGAGACCCUGGGCUGCACCUCGGUCAUCUGCUCCGACAAGACGGGGACGCUGACCACCAACCAGAUGUCUGUGUGCAGGAUGUUCAUCAUGGAGAAGGUGGAGGGCAACCAGUGCAGCCUGCACGAGUUCAGCAUCACCGGCUCCACCUACGCCCCCGAGGGACAGAUCCUGAAGGACGAGCAGCCGGUGCAGUGCGGGCAGUACGACGGGCUGGUGGAGCUGGCCACCAUCUGUGCCCUCUGCAAUGACUCCUCGCUGGACUACAAUGAGUCCAAAAAAGUCUAUGAGAAGGUGGGGGAAGCCACUGAAACAGCCCUGACAUGCCUGGUGGAGAAGAUGAAUGUCUUCAACACAGACCUCAGCAAGCUGUCUAAGGUGGAGAGAGCCAACGCCUGCAACUCAGUGAUCAAGCAGCUGAUGAGGAAGGAGUGCACGCUGGAGUUCUCCCGGGACCGCAAGUCCAUGUCCGUGUACUGCACCCCCAGCGGGGCUGGCAACAACUCUGCUGGCAGCAAGAUGUUUGUCAAGGGCGCCCCGGAGAGCGUCAUCGAGCGCUGCACCCACGUGCGCGUGGGCACCGCCAAGGUCCCGCUGACGGCCCCGGUGAGGGACAAGAUCCUGGGCAGGAUCCGGGACUGGGGCAUGGGCAUGGACACCCUGCGCUGCCUGGCCCUGGCCACGCAGGACACACCUGUGCGCAGGGAGAGCAUGCAGCUGCACGACUCGGCCGCCUUCGUCCACUACGAGAACAACCUGACCUUUGUGGGCUGCGUGGGGAUGCUGGACCCUCCGCGCAAAGAGGUCACCUCGUCCAUCGAGAUGUGCCGCAAGGCCGGCAUCCGCGUCAUCAUGAUCACCGGUGACAACAAGGGCACGGCGGUGGCCAUCUGCCGCCGGAUCGGGAUCUUCUCCGAGAGCGAGGACGUGUCUGGCAGGGCCUACACGGGCCGGGAGUUCGAUGAGCUGCCCCCCGAGGCGCAGCGCCAGGCGUGCCGCGAGGCGCGAUGCUUCGCCCGCGUGGAGCCGGCGCACAAGUCCCGCAUCGUGGAGUACUUGCAGUCCUUCAACGAGAUCACGGCCAUGACAGGUGACGGUGUCAAUGACGCCCCGGCGCUGAAGAAGGCAGAGAUUGGCAUCGCCAUGGGGUCAGGCACGGCCGUGGCCAAGUCAGCUGCUGAGAUGGUGCUGUCUGAUGACAACUUCUCCACCAUCGUGUCGGCCGUGGAGGAGGGCAGAGCCAUCUACAGCAACAUGAAGCAGUUCAUCCGCUAUCUCAUCUCCUCCAACGUUGGGGAGGUUGUUUGUAUUUUCCUGACAGCCAUCCUGGGCUUGCCCGAGGCCCUCAUCCCCGUGCAGCUGCUGUGGGUGAACCUGGUGACGGACGGGCUGCCGGCCACGGCGCUGGGCUUCAACCCCCCCGACCUGGACAUCAUGGACAAGCAGCCCCGCAACCCCAAGGAGCCCCUCAUCAGUGGCUGGCUCUUCUUCCGCUACCUGGCUGUGGGAGUGUACGUGGGCCUGGCCACAGUGGGAGCAGCCACCUGGUGGUUCCUGUACGACGCUGAGGGACCGCAGGUCUCCUUCCAUCAGCUGAGGAACUUCAUGAGGUGCACCGAGGACAACCCCAUCUUUGAAGGAAUUGACUGUGAGAUCUUCGAGUCGCGAUACCCAACAACGAUGGCUCUGUCUGUGCUGGUGACCAUCGAAAUGUGCAAUGCUCUGAACAGUGUCUCUGAGAACCAGUCGCUGUUGCGGAUGCCACCCUGGCUCAACAUCUGGCUGCUGGGGGCCAUCAUCAUGUCCAUGGCUCUGCACUUCCUCAUCCUCUAUGUCAAGCCCAUGCCUCUCAUCUUCCAGGUGACCCCCCUGAGCUGGCCACAGUGGGUGGUUGUGAUGAAGAUCUCCCUGCCUGUGAUCCUGCUGGAUGAAGGCCUCAAGUACCUUUCCCGCAACCACCUGGAUGGAGAAGAGGACAAGAAAUGAAUGACCUGAGGGCAACUCUGAACUAGAGGAUCCCUAACUUGUCCCUGGGACUGAAGUCUUGCAUGCGUGACCAUCGCUAAAGCCAGCAGGACAUGCAUGUGUCCGACUCUCAGACAAAUGCGGGUGAAUCGUCGAAAAGAAAAAAAUCCUGAUUUUCGUUUUGUUCUGUAGCUUUCUUUUUCCUGUACAUAUGAGUGCAAUUACUGGACAGCUGGCCUAGAGUUUGGGGAUGGAGCUGUGUGGAUCUGAGUCGUUGUAAUGUGGUUCCUUGGGAUUUUGUUUUUGCCAAAUUUGAGACCCUCUUUGCAAUUUUCACCCUGACUGAGUGAGCACGGGCAAGGUGGCCUUCAUGAGAGGUUAAGGCAGGAAUUUGGGAUUUGAAGGCACAUCCUCCAGUGGGAUGGGAUGCACAAGGCAGCUUCAGGGGCUGGGAAGGGCUUGGCAGUGAGUGAGGGCAGGGAGAGAGGAGAGGGGGCUGUGUGUUCGUGUUGUUGAGCCUUGCUGAUGUCCAUAGUGUUGCUGCUGCUGUGCUCUGCUCCAGUGGCUGCAGCAGCUGGGCACGGCUUCAGAGUGUGUCCAACACUGGUGUGAACCUCAUGGAGGUGUGUUUACACCUCGAGGUCAGGUGCAUGUGGUGGAAGGCAAAGUUCUCCCUGUUUAUCACGCUGUCCUGUUUGAUCCCUGCAUUAUGGAAAGCCCAGCACCUUCUCAGGCUCAUCCAGCACCAAAGCAUGAUGAAGUCUUGUCUGUCCUCCAUCUGGCAUCUUGCUGGAUCCCAUCUGCACUAUAUAAGGCAGUCCUUCUCCUCAGAGGGGCAGCCAUGUAAAGAAAAGCAAGGGGCUGCCCACCUUGCCCACCUCAUGUCCGCCACUCCUUCCUGGUCACACUUUCUUUCCUCAGUGAAUUUUUAACUAUUUCCCCAGCAGUAGUACAGCCUAAGUUUUUAGGAGCACAUCCAUGGCUUGAUGUGCUCUGCUCUGGAGACCAUCACUGACUUGCACAGGGCAUCCCUGCCAAGGGAUCACGAUGGCAAUGAAUGUAUGCUUGUACAUAAUGUGGUCUUUUUCCAUGAGUGGUGUUUGUUGUGGCAUCCCUUUUUGUAAAGCACCAACUUCAUCUUGCCCUCUGGGGAUUUUUUUCCACAGCAGGAGUCAGACAGUCUUCAGUGAGGAUUUGUAGAUCAGGAGUGGAUUUUGGGAUCCAUUAAAUUUAUCUUUCUCCAUUGAGCUGCAUCAGCUGAGAAGCUGAUAGUGGGUGGUCUCUUCUCCAGCUCUCCAAAUUCUCCCUCCUGUUUUCCUCACCAUCCCCUAGGAUCCAUCCUGAUGAUAUUUAGUUAGCCAGAGCCUGUAUCUUUCCUUUCUCUUACAUUCCAGCAACAGCACUAGAGCCAGGGUCUGGGAUAGCAUUUGCUCCUUUGCUGUUGGGUUUCCUCUUCUACUUUUUGCCUCUUCAAAGCUUCCAGUGUUUUUCUGUAUCAUCUGGGCAAGACCAUCUCUCCUUCCAUACAGUAGGUGCCAAAUAUCAUCCCUCCUUUCUUUUCUCCAUCACCAGCAUUGAAGAUGAGCAGAGCCCCCAGACCAAUGGGAAUGUACAGAAUUGUUAUACUACUGAGCUGAUUUAUUGUACAGAAAACCUUGCAUGAAAUGUUGUUACUGUAUUUAAUAUAUAAUGUAUUCAAGAAAUUUUAAUAUGGAGCUCUUUAAAAAAGAUCUUUAUAGAUACUCUGUCGUUAGAAAAUUGUUGCUGAUUUUUUAAAAUCUUAUUAUACUUUGUCUUGAAGAAGUUUUAUUUUUCAAAUGUGUUCUGUCAAAAUGAUUUAAUCAGUUGAUCCCGUGGGAUAACCAAUUCCUCUUCAAAGAUUUUCGCCAUGGAUGAGACCCACCCUGGUGUAGAGGACCAGGACAUGACCCAGGUACUGUAUAAGUCAAAAUAAGGCUUCAGUAAGACUAAUGCUGUAGACAUGUGAUUUGCCUUUCCUCAAAAGGGUGGAUUUCACCUUAUUUUAGUACAGGUCACAGAACUAAAGAAUUGGGAAAGACAUCCAAGAUGAUUGAGUCCAUCUCCAUUGUUCUGUGCAGAAAAACAGCCAGUGGGAAUUUAGUCCAGCUCCAGCUCAGUGUCGUCAGAGGAGGCAGCUUCUCUGUUUCUCUGAGGUGAACAUCCAUUUUGGGAGAGGCUGGGCUGGAUUCAGAGGCUGGGCUGGAUUCAGAGCAUCCCAGCCCUGUUUGGAGGGUCCAGCAGGGCCUGCAGCCUCCCUGGUCCCUUGUGCCUGCAGGAACCUGCUUGGUCCAUCCACCACCUGAGUUACACUGCUUUCCCUGCACCUAAUGUCAGGUGGAGGGUUAUGAACUUAACCCAAAUGUGUGUGGUGUGGAGAAGUUUCUUGUGUGAAAGCCCAGGCAGUGUCAGUCUGUUCAUGCAGCCAUUGGGUCACAAUUGUGAGUUACCAAAGCCUGAACCAUCAUGGGCAAGAAACCAGAGCUGUGUCCCAGCUUGUUCUUCCCAGCAGCAGCAAAUUGUGUUUUAUUGAUAUUAUAAGCCUUAAAUCUAUCUAGAAAAUGCCCAGGUAAUCUGCAUUAGAGCUGCCUGGA